Molecule: messenger RNA, 3575 nt
Organism: Brienomyrus brachyistius
Lineage: Eukaryota; Metazoa; Chordata; Actinopteri; Osteoglossiformes; Mormyridae
Gene: gjc4b
Product: gap junction protein gamma 4b
Exons: 3
Coding region: 926-2140 (404 amino acids)
Biological process (GO): cell communication
Cellular component (GO): connexin complex
Source: RefSeq, a predicted model, not a curated record
GGGGUAAGACUUUGUUUUAAUCGCGGUAGAAGAACAGUGCAGUAAAUCCGACACCGGCAUUAUUAUUUAAUGUCCAGCUUACUGAUUAUUCUUAACUCGCUAAAACAUUCAGUAUAAGUAACUAAAACGGUGUAAAACUAAGACGUAUUUUCUAAAUAAACGUCAAUAACGUGUAAACAAACGGGACGUCCGAAGUCACUUAGGUAGUUUUACAGCAAAUUGUUUCAACAUCAGGUAUAAUAAUAUUAUCGGCAGUGUGUAUUGCAAAUGUGAGACGAGCGCAUUUAUUCCAAUCAAUUUACAGUUUUUUUUCCUCUUUGUGGUAAUGUGCGUUUAUAUAUUUACAUAUUUGGAUUGUAUUGUCUUGCCUGAUGCCCGGUAAAUCUUUUUGUCGGUGCAACUAAAUUGUAUACAUUUAUUCCGUUAUUUACAUUAGGCUAUAAUUUACAGUUAAUGUGUCCUUUUUCAUCUAAAGCCUAUAUAGCCCGGCGCUAAGGUAAAGUUAUGUUAAUUUUACUCCAAUUGGGAUUUCCUGGCUGAAACAGGGGUAGGCUGUACCGCAAUUCGCAAUUUUGGAACAAACUGCUUUGUUUGCGUCAACCUGAAUAAAUAAAAUACAAAGGUGUAUUACUGAUUACACCCAGUGUGGUUUACAGUCUUUUAAAAUUAAUUGUCUGGUUUACAAUAACUUGAUUUCAUAUGGUUACCGAAAUUACCCGUAACCAGUUGACAACAAAGAGUAAAGGAACUGGCGGUAAGUAGACGAUGCUGGCCUGCGCUGCUCAGCACCUCUUUAAUGCUCUGGUUUUAGUUAGCCUGGAAUUUUAACUACUUCUGACUGAACCAUACCGGAUAGACUUAACUUAUUCUUCCAAGAUUUCCUGUUCUCUGCCAGCUGUAAGAGGGUCACAGUGAAAGAAGCACCAUGAGUUGGAGCUUCCUGACUCGCUUGCUGGAUGAGAUCUCCAACCACUCCACCUUCGUGGGGAAGAUCUGGCUGACGCUGCUCGUCGUCUUCCGCAUCGUGCUCACGGUCGUGGGGGGAGAGUCCAUAUACUAUGAUGAGCAGAGCAAAUUUGUCUGCAACACUGGGCAGCCCGGUUGCGAUAACGUCUGCUAUGACGCCUUUGCUCCGCUCUCCCACGUCAGGUUCUGGGUCUUCCAGAUAAUCCUGGUCACAACCCCCACCGUCAUGUACCUCGGCUUUGCCCUGCACAAGAUUGCCAGGAUGGACGACAACGAGUACCGCGCCGGGGGGAGGAAGAAGCUGACCAUUGACCAUAACUCUCUCCGUGAAUAUGAGGAGAUGGAGAAUAAUGGUGAGGAGGACCCCAUGAUUUCAGAGAACAAUGCAAACAAGGAGGAGAAGAAGGAUGAGAACUCGACAAAGAAGCAUGAUGGCAGGCGGAGGAUCCAGAGGGACGGAUUGAUGAAGGUGUAUGUGUUCCAGCUAGUGUCCCGUGUGGCCUUUGAGGUAGGGUUCCUUUUUGGCCAGUAUCUCCUUUAUGGCUUUGAGGUAGCACCCUCCUACGUAUGCACCCGCAGUCCCUGUCCCCACACAGUAGAUUGUUUUGUCUCCCGGCCCACGGAGAAGACCAUCUUCCUUCUCAUCAUGUACGCCGUCAGCGGGCUCUGCCUCCUCCUAACUGUCCUGGAGAUGCUGCACCUGGGUAUCGGAGGCAUCCGUGACACCUUCCGCUCCCGCUCGUCCAAUCGCAACGCUCUGGCCAGUUCCCGGCCCUCGUUAUGCCGCCAGUUGGCCUCAGCCCCACCGGGCUACAACACGGCCGUGAAGAAGGAUCCGCAGGGCCGGCUUCCCGGCGGUCUCAAGCCCAAGUUCAGGGACAACCUGGGCGACGCUGGACGCGAGACGUUCGGGAGCGAAGUGACCCGCCUGCGCCAGCACCUGAAGAUGGCUCAGCAGCACCUGGACUUGGCCUAUCAGAACGACGGAAACCCAUCACGCAGCAGCAGCCCGGAGUCUAACAGCACUGCGGUGGAGCAGAACAGACUGAACUUUGCCCAGGAGAAGCAAGACGCAGCCUGUGAAAGGGAUCCUGGCCUGAAUGUCACACAAUGCAUUUCCACUCGAUCCUUCGAUCUACAGAACUCUCACUCCAUGGAUCGGGAGACGUGCUAAGACGACGUCGUCGGACUGCCUACACUGAGUAUUGUGUGUCUGUCAAGAGUGUGAUGCAGGGAUUUCUAUAUUUGAAUGUGCCUUACAGUAUUAAGGCCAGUGAAUGCCGAGAGGAAAUACACACAAGCUUGACAGCUAUACCUCUCGCAGACAAUGCUGGAGAGCAUCUCAUCCUGGCUGGAUGCACGGUGACUAUAGAUCACCUGCCCAUACCAGUCUUAAACCUGAGGGAAUUCUGUUGCCAUAAUUUGUGCAGGACUCAAAGGCUGGCAACCCACAUGCACCAGAAUUAUUAGUAGUGCAAUGGGGUAUCCCAGUGAAGUCUUGUUUGUGGUGUUUACAAUUUUUAGUCAUUCCAAAAAGGCUAACCUUUUGUUUUUGCCUUCUCCCCUCCUGGAUUUUGUGAUGACUGAAUAAGCAACAAACUGUCAUCGUUACUUUAAUUGAGGGGAUUGAAACUGCAAAUUGCUUAGGGCUUCUUGUUCUGUGGGGGAGUGGGACACCCCGUUAAUUAUGCAAUACCCCUUCCCGCGGAAAAUUGUAGCAGGAUUUUUUUUCUCUCUUGCCUAGGUUAGCACUGCAGGAUAUCUCCUUUUUGCCUAGUUUUAGGAAUGCAGUCUACUGCACAGUAUGAGUUAUAAGAAGCAGGUACGUUUUUGUAACAUGGAUAGUAGCUUUUGUCUGUGGUGUAUGUUAAAGGUUAGCUAUGUUUUCUUUAAUCCAAAAGUGUGCAAAAAACAAACCUGGGAAAUGCUUGAAUAUUAUAGUCACAACAUUCUGUUGCAUUCUGGUACACAUUUUUCCCUUUCGUUAGUGAAUUGUGUAUGUAGAUUUGGAAAGUGGAUCCUUUUCUUUGACAUAGAUAUGUGACUUAGUGGAACUGGUGUGGGUUGUAGCAGGGGAGGAAAAACUACAAACAAGAAAUGCACACACUUCAUGCAAAUAUACCGCUGAUUAUGCACAGUUUACAUUUCAAAAUGUUCUUGAAUAUUUCAUACCUGAAAGUUGCACAGUUAAAACAUUGUUUUUGGCUGUCUGUUAAAUGUCCUGAAGGGAAUUUUUUUUGUUUUCCUCGUAUGUUGCUUUAAAAGUAGCUGCAUUUUAAUUUGAGGUUAAAUUUGAUCUAUAUUUGUAUGCAGCGUUUCCUUGUAACCCAUUUAUUAAAAACUUGAUUUACACUUCAGUGCUAGUAGCUAGAUAAUGCACAGACUUCAUGACUUAAUGUUCUGAGCUGUUGAAUUUCAUCUGUGUUUGUACUUGGUCCUGAAUGCUCAUUUGGUGAUUCACCUAGAACUGGAUGGAGGUCUUAGUACGAUUGUUAGUCCAUUGUCAUUAGUAGUUCUCAAAUUUAACAGCAUUGAAAUAUUUCUGUAUCCACUUGUAUACUUAUUUUUAAAACUUUGUAGGAAAAAAAUAAAGAUUAAACUUGAACUGG